AUGUCAUUAAAACUUGUGAAAAAUAUAAUUGACCUUGCUGUGGCUGUUAGUCAUGCAAUUUACCAUUGUGAACUGUGUCAGACGGUCAGUUUUCCUGGCAUUAAAAGGAAGUGUCUUCAGUGUGGGAUUGAUGUGUGCAUGACUUGUUUUGAGGAGAAGAAACCCAGCAACCAUGGUCAACAUCAAGUCGGUCAUCCUCUUCAAUUGGCAAUGACCAAAGAACAAUUGACGUUAUUUUAUGGACCAUGCGUACUGUGGCCUGGACCUCCACUGACUUGUCCAUUUUGUGGCAAGAUGCGUAAGGACAAGUUGGACAUGGUCAGGCAUAUCGUUUUCCAUCAUUCUAAAGAGAAAAUUUCAGUGCUCUGCCCACUCUGCAUAGCUGAGGAAGAAAUGAAACCAUCGACCAGAAAUAGCAGCGGCAGCAGCAGUAACGUCAUGUUUAAAUAUCACGAGUUUCAGGAGCACUUUGACAAGGUCCACAACAUCUACUUGGGUAAUCACGAAGAGGAUGACGACGAUGAUGACGACGACGAUGAUGACGAUGGUUAUAACUUCGAUUGUUAUCGGCAUGGUGGAGAUGACGACGACGAUGACGACGACGAUGAUGACGACGAUGGGGAGCUUAAACGCCGAAUUAGAAUCAAGUUGAAAUCAAAAAAAUCAAGCUCUAACUCUGGCAGUGCAACAAAGGUGUCUAAGCAGAAUGCGACAUCAUCACUGAACAAUAGUAACACAAGAGCUGCUAGAGCUAAUAAUAACACUCCACCCUACUUAGAGAACUCCAUUGCUAACUUAAUACACGACUACCUAACUGGCCAGGAACCAGGGCAGUCAAGUAGAAGAAUGUGGUUCGGCGAGGUGGGCGUCAAUGAAGGUUGUGAUCAUGAUAACCCUGGUGGUACAACAGCUUCUGCUGAUGUUAACGAUGAGAAUAGGCCUCGACUGCGAAGACAUAAUGCCAUGAAACGCUGGAGCAACAAUAACCAUUCCAGUGGCAACACGACGUCCAGGACGACAAUCACAACAACUACAACAUCGGCAACUUCAUUGUCAACGAGGUCUUCAACAACAACAACGACGACGACAACCGCAGCAGCGGUGACGACAACCACGACAUCAACAACGACAGCCUCUUCUUCUUCUUCAUCAUCUCACACGUUAGGCUCGUACAUACCACGAAUUCUUCACGACUACCUUGAAAAUCGAAACCCAUCUGCAAAUGUCAGCGGUUGGAUAGGUGGUGAACAAAGAUCCAGCUUCUUAAACGACUUCAUAGCCAUGUUUGCUGACCACGACGAUGAUGAAGAUGAUUGGCUCGUUAACAGUGACCUCCAAGAAGGUGAGUCAACCCAACAAGGUAACAACAGUGGAGAAAGUCGAGGGAGAGGGGUGGGAUCUUAUUUGAGGGGAAUUGUUGGGAGUGAUCAUACCAGUACCACAAUCACCAGAUUACCUGAUCGUGAGAUGUUCAGACUUUUCUCAAAUUCCCAUCCAAAUCCAAGUUCUGAAUCGAGAACAACAACAACAACAACAACCUCUAUCUCGACGACAACUUCCACCACCACAACCAGAGUUACAACAGCUGCUACAACAACUACUACUACAACAGCAGCUGCUGCUGCAUCAGCUUCUUCGACUUCAGCCACAGCCAUGAGGGCAGCAGUCUCGAAAAUUCAGCAAACGUUGAGCAAAAGAUUGUUCAACAGAGGUAGAAACAAUGAAAGUCAAGCGGCCCUUUCAUCCACCACCAACAACAAUGCCACCAGUAAAGUAGGCGGAGCCAAAACUAGCAAGGGAGGUUCAACAAAACGUCAAUCAAACGUUUCCAAAUCACAGAAUUCUAGAAGGUUUUGGAGGGAGUUUCAUUACGAAGAUGAAUACGCUGAUAAUAACUACGAAGAUGAAUAUGUUGAUAACAACUACGAAGAUGAUGACGAUGGCGGCGAUGAUAAUGACGAUGAUGAUGAUGACGACGAUGAUGGUGGGGAUGAGUACUGUAAUGAUCUGAAUGCCAAUGAGCUAGAUGACUUGAGAGAAUUCGUUAAAUUUGAAAGGGCGAUUAUGAAGGCAGAAGGAUCAUCAAAGAACAAGACGAGCGGAAAGCGAUCCAGGCACCAUGGCGACUACGAAGGAGAAGAAGAAGAUGAUGAUGAUAACGAUGAUGAUGAUGAUGACGACGAUGAUGAAGACGACGACGAUGAUGAAGGUGACUUUGAUUCAGAUGCUGAUGACGACGACGACGACGAUGAUGUCAAAUAUAAAAUUGGCAAAGCUAAGAGUGAUGAUGGCAAUAAAAAGAGCAGUAAGAAGAAAAAAGAUGAUAAACCCGGUGAUAAAGACGACGACGAUGAUGAUGAUGAUGACGACGACGAUGAUGAAGAUGGUGGUGAUGGUUACGAAGAUCAAAACUACGACGACGAUCGCGCCUACUACUUUGAUGAUUAUAACGUAUUUCAAGAGGCCAGCGUUUCAGGUCAGCGUGAUAAUGAUGAUGAAAAUAAGGACGGCGAUGAUGAUGAUGAGGAGGAGGAUGAUGAUGAUGAGGACGAUGACGCGGCCGCCAGUGCUCGCUGUGGUAACGCCAACAGCAACAAAUCCAAGUUCUCAAAUGUUAAAGAGGAUGAUAACGAUGACGAUGAGGAAGACGACGACGGAGCGGGACCUGAUGAUGACGACGACGACGACGAUGAGGAUGGAUUUUUUUUGGACCAAGAUGAGUAUGAGAACAUUCUAGAGGUAGACGUUGGUCUGGGAGAGAUACUGGACAACUUGGAUAGCUAUAAGAUAGCUGCUGCCAGCAGUGCUGCUAGCAAUAGCAUCAGAAGGAAGACGAGGAACGCCACAUACAGUUAUAGUGAUAAUUACAACAACAACAGCAACAGCAAUAACAAUGAUACCAAUUCUUAUAACGUAUUUAAGAAGAAAAUCAUAAAGAAACUUGUAAAUGAUAUCAACAAGAAAAAGAACAAGAACAAUGCUGCUGGGAAAAGUAAUAGGAACGGUAAAAGUAGUAGUAAGAACGAUGAAAAUAAUUCAGUGCCUAAAAAGAAAAAUAAUAACAAUAAUAAUAAUAAGUUUUUGUUGCAAGCUGAAGGAAUGUUACCAAGGAGAAGUUCUAAUCCGACUAGAAUGUCAUUGCUGAGAUCUAUAUUCCAACAGGAGAUCAUGCUGCUCAGUUCCCAGCUGCCAAUUCCACAGCAACUUUCGCUGCUAGGUGGCCAACAGCUGCUGCCACAAACAAAGCAGACUGAUGCUGCAGCAAGCGUCGCCACCUCAACUUCAAUGUCAGCAGCAGCAGCAACAACAGGGGUGGCUGCACACAUCACGACAUCAACAAUAACAUCAAAUUCUCAACCACCACAAACGUCAUUGGUGGCUGCAUCAUCUACUACAACAACAGCAGCAACGACAGCAGCAACGACAUUAGUGUCAUCGACAACAACUGUUUCAUCAUUCAACAUUUUCAACUUACAUUCAACGACGACAUCAGUAAGUGAACGAAACAUUGGAGCCAGGCCGAAAGAAUUAAAAUCAUCGUCAUCGUACACAACGGCAGCGUCAUCAACAUCUGCAGUAGCAGCCGGCAACAAGGCGUCAUCAUCAUCAUCGAGGAGCCAGAACAAAACGAAAUCGUCGUCGAAAGCUUCAACUUCCUUCAAUCUACUCAGCAGCAGCCGCAACAGCAGCAACAAUAACAUUAGCAGUAGGUCAAGGAAUAAUAACCAACAACAACAACAACAUCUUCAUCAUCCUCAACAACAUCGCCAACACUCAUCACCAGUAUCAUUGUCAUCAUUCAAUCCGACGCAGUCGACAGUGCCACUGAUGUUGUUGCCGCCGAAAAACAGCAGCAGCGGCAACAUCGCAGAAAAACAUUCUAAGUUCGCACCGCCAAUCCCAUCAUUGUUAAGCAGGCCACCAGCUGCUAAACAAGCAACCACUGCUAAAUCGACAGCCGCUACAAGGGCUACAAAAGCGUCAAAGCAACCGCCAUCUACUACUGCUACUAGUAGUACGACUGGUACUACUGCAAGGACUGCUUCUUUGAGAAAAAAUACUACUUUAGAUUUUGCGGAAAAUUACUUGUUGAGACCACAUGAUCAACUUUCAAAUGAAGCUGCUACUACUUCUACUAUCACUACUGCUACUAUUGUCGCUAUUACCUGCAGAAGUAGUAGUAGUAUUAAUGUUAUUAACAGAAGUAAUACUAUUACUGCUACGGCCUCUCUUUCUGAUUCAGCAGAUACUAUUAGUACUUUUACUACGCUAUCUUCUUCAAUGGCUAUCAAUGUCAAUACUACACCUAACUGUGAUGUUACUGCUGCUACUUCUGCGGCUACUACUUUUACUGUUACUUCUAUUUCUGGCGCUACUACCGCUACUUCUAUCUGUGACAAAGAAAGUGUAGACGAUACUGCUAGCACUUGUCCAGAUAUUACUAAUGUCCAAGUUACUACACCUCCAAAUUCUACAACUGCUGCUGCAAGCAACGUUGAUGUGUUGACUAAUCUUAUUAAUACCAGGUUAACUAUCGAAACUGCAGCUUCUGCUGCCACUACUCUCGCUACUACUGUCGCUACUACUGUUACUUCUUCUGUUGCUGCUACCAUUACUUCUACCAUAAGUACUAAUAUUAUUAGAAGUACUACUACUACUACUAAUAAGGAAUCUGCAGAUGUUAUAAACGUUGUUGGUGUCGCUAGUAGUAGUAACGUUACUAAUACUGCUCAGGCCACAGCUAGUUGUACUACUGCUGCUGCUGCAGCUACUACUCAUGACGCAAGUAUCAUCAGUGUUAGUAAUACUAACACUACUAAUAACAGCAGCAAUCCUAGGCCCUUAUCUCAACAACAACACCAUCACCAGCAUCAUCAUCAGCAGCAACAGCCACAUCUUGUUAUCUCAAGCAGAGCCGCAACGACGCCAGCUGCUAAGAGCCACAAAAAUAAAAUCGCUGUCACUAAAUCGAACAGAUUACAGCAACAACAACAUCAACACGGAGCUAGCAAUUACAUUAAUAGUAUCUCGAUAACUAGUGCUGCAGCUUUUACUGCUACUUCCACUGCUACAAAUACUACUCCUACUACUAACACUACUGCUGCUACUACUGCUGCUUCUACUACUGCCGUCACUUCCUCGUCAAACAGUAGUUCAAAUAGUAACAUUAAUAAAAAUGACAACAAUAAUAAUAAUAAUUCGGAUAAUAAUAAUAAACGAUCAUCAAACGCCAGUAGUAAUAAGGUUAGCAUCGUUAAGUUUGAAAGCCCGCUCACCAGGGCAAGUGGGACAAAGAAGGCCGGGAUGGACAAGCAGUGCCAAUCACCUACUGAGAAAUGCGAUCAACAUAAAAAAUUAGUGGCGACUGCAUCAGCAUCAACGGCAGCGGCAACAACGGCUUCAUCUUCACAAUCUUCAGACAGAUGCAGUUCCUCCGAGAAAAAGCCUCUGAACAAGUUGAAACAUAGUUGCAAAAGAAAAUUAAGUAAGGAAGCUGAUGCUGCUAAAAAAGAUGACAGUGUUGACAGAGAGAACAAAUUAAGCAGCAGCAGCAGAUCCAAAAAGGAAAGAAACAACUCAGAGGUCGGCCCGCUAAUUGGCAGCCGUGGUGGUUACGACCACAACGACGACGACAAUGACGAUCGAAAUAAUGAUAACGGUGAUGAUAAGGAUCAACGUGGAGAUGAUUAUGAUGAUAAUGGUGGCAAGGACGAUGAUUAUUAUGCCGCUUUGUUGUGGAUAAGCCGCAACUACAAAAACCACAACAACCACAACUACAAAAACAUCCACAACAGCGAACACUUGGGCGAUUUCAGGCGACGCAAUCCACGCGUUGCCUCAGAGGCGGCUAAGCAGGCUCUAGAAAGAAGAUGGAAGAAAUUGAAGAAGAGAGACAAAGCUGAUUACUUGAGUAGGGCACACAACAACAGUUGCACAGUUUACGGAUAUACAAAAGACACCAAGAAGUCAAAAACAGCUUCAAACAAAAGCACCCUCAGCACAAAAACUUUGUUAGAUUCGCAGGAAAAAAUUAAGCACCACAUCAUGAAAAUGACGAGAAACAAAGUUUCCUGUGCUGAUUGUUACGCCAGGAUGAAAUCUGCGAUUACUGAAGAGUUUAACAGUCAAUGGAAGUUAUGUUGUGAUGACGUCAGAGAGCAGCAGCAGCAACUGCAGCAACUACAACAACUACCACAACAACAAACGCAACAACUACAGUUAUUGCAGCAACUACAUCAAGAUUAUUUCAAUAAAGCUCAAUGUGACAACUGUAUCGACUUCAACACUACCACCAAUAACAAUUUUGACAGCAACAACUUUAAUAGUCGUGAUAUCAGCAGCGGCAACAACAACAACAGCAACAACGACAACGACAUUAAUAAUCCCAACAUAUUCAACAACAACAAUUCAGACGACAAGAAACACCUUCGGAAAGUUGGCACAGAUGGUGCUAGCAGAGUGUUAAGCCAUUUAAAUCAAUUGAUUGAUAGCUUGAAAUCCGACAGACUCAUUAACUGUCAUUGUCUUAAUGACAUCAAGAACAUCAACAAAAAAAACAACAGCAACACCAACUACAACAACAACAACAAAAUUAACGAAAAUCCCGACAAUAAUAUAUUAAAUAGUCUUAAGAAGACCAACGUCACUACAGAUGUUAAUGUUUCUAGCAAUUACAUUAACAACGACGCAGAAGGCAAAAGUAAUGUUAACAGCAUCGUAAGUUUCGUCCAUCUGAAUGACAAUGACAUCAAUCGCGACAACAUCAACAAAAAAAACAUCAACAACAUCAUGGUUGACAACAGCAAUAUUGCUAUUAACAACUACAACAACGACUGCAGUCAAACUGCAUAUCAGACAGCCAGAAAUGAACUGAAAGAGGCACCGAAUCUUGACGAUAUAUCGAUAAUACUCGGUAUCAUAACCGACGAUCCGAACUCGUAUUAUAGUAAUCAGUCAAUCAUCAACAAAUCUAAAAUUCAAAACAACAACGAUGACAACAACAAAAUCAGCAACAACAUCAACAACACCAAAAACAACAACAACAUCAACGACAUUAACAACAACAGCAACAACAACAACAGUUUGGAUGAAAAGGAAGCCAUAACAAAUAUAAAAUCAUACCUCGAGACAUCCACCCACCUACUCGAACACGAUCAGACCUACAGAGCCAAUUAUCUGAAUGAAUGUAAGCAUCUCGUCGAGGUGUUCUGCGCGCUAGGUGGCCCAGUUUACAAAAAUAAAAACGUCAUUAAAAACAUCACUAGCUGUAACACUAACUAUAACAACAUCAACAACAACAUCAACAACAACAACAACAUCAUCAACAACAACGUCAACAAUAACAUCAACAAUAACGUUAAUUUUACCAACGACAAUAAUACCAACAACAACAACAAAACGGCCCAAAACAUCAACGCAAACAUCUGGAAAACGAACAACAACUACAUCAACAACAACAUCAACAACUACAUCAACAACAGCAACAGCAAUGACAUUAAAUGCUUUGACGUUGAUGUAUCCAAACUCCAGUGCUUCAUUGAGAAUCAACGAAACGUAAACCAUCAACAAUAUAUUUGCAAUAACAACCUACCUGAAGACUUUUCGUUUUUCGUGAAAAACAACAACAUUUUUAAUAGCGAUAUCAACAAAAAUAACAUCGUCAACAACAACAUCAGCGUCGGCAACAUUAUUAACAAUGACCGCUACAAAAACAACAACAUCAACAAAACCACCAGAAUGGCACAACACCUCCACGCCAACUCCGUCAUAAUGACGUCAUCAAAUGAAGCAUACAUCAUUCAGCAACACCAGCAAUUGAGGCAACAACAUCAGCAACGAAAACAACACACACAGUUGCAACAAAAAUCACAGCAGCAACAACAACAACAUAAAAGACAUCAAAAUACAUUAUAUCAACAUCAGUUGCAUCAAUUACACAUUCAUCAACAGCAUCAACAACAACAGCAACAAUAUCAGUUACAACAACUACUACAAUUACAACAACAACAACAACAACAACAACAACAUGAACGUACACAGUCGUCCACAUCAAGCAACUUAAACAAUCACAACCAUCAAAAUACUCUGCAAACGUUCCACAACAACAACUUCCAUCUACAGCACCAUCUUCAUCCUCAUCAUCACCGCCAACAACUGCAACAGCAACAGCAGUAUCAGCAGCAGCACCAGCUACAACAGCAAUCGGCCCAUCAACGUAUUCAACCCCCGAUAUUUCUAACCAUAAAACCGCCAUCAUUACCCCCUAUAACCCCCUUGCCGCCAAGCCCCCCGCCAUCUUGUGACGUCAUCGCAAACGUGGAGUACGUCACAAACAACGGCAACAUCAACAACAACGUUGAAAUUGGCUGUGAUGGUAGUGGUGGUAACGGAAAUAGCAGUAGUUUAAUCGGCAGUAGCAGCCACACAAACUACAUGAUCGUCGACAGGUGCGACAACAACGACAGUUAUGCAUGUAGUAGUUUUUGUGGCAGUGGUUAUGUAGUUGUCGACAAAAGCUGCAAUAGUGGUAGUUACGUCUGUAGUAGUAGUAAUAGUAGUAGUAGUAGUGGUGAUAGUGGUAGUAGUGGUGGUGGGGGUAGUAGUACACUUGGCGUUAGCCAGAGUAGUAAACUUGCCGAUACUAAUGUGAAUGAUACUGACAGAAGUUUUGAUAACGAUCACGAGUUCGAAAAUGAUGAUGAUGAUGUCAUGAAUGUAGAUAAGAUAGUUAUGCCAGAUUAUACUGAAGAAGUUACUACAACUUCUACUGCUGUUACUACAGCUGCUUCUGCUACAACUACGACUACUACUACUGCUAUUACUACCUAUUCUAGUAACACUACUACCAUAACUACUAAUAAAAUUCACAUUACUGAAUAA
Molecule: messenger RNA, 8880 nt
Organism: Helobdella robusta
Lineage: Eukaryota; Metazoa; Annelida; Clitellata; Rhynchobdellida; Glossiphoniidae
Exons: 13
Coding region: 1-8880 (2959 amino acids)
Source: RefSeq, a predicted model, not a curated record